This is a messenger RNA of Myzus persicae (green peach aphid), 2340 nucleotides long. RefSeq names its product skin secretory protein xP2-like. Bases 712 to 1758 code for a protein of 348 amino acids. The transcript has 3 exons. NCBI's taxonomy places the organism in Eukaryota, Metazoa, Arthropoda, Insecta, Hemiptera, Aphididae. The record is from RefSeq and is a predicted model, not a curated record. Gene Ontology annotation, cellular component: nucleus.
ACACGCACGGAUUAUCAAAAAAAAAAAAAAUUGGAGAUUCCCGUGGUUCGUUCCCGAAUUAAAUCUAUAGUGAUAUAUAUAUAUGUAUUAGGCGAUGUAUGUUCAUAAACCCGGGCAGUGCCGUUUUUCCUUAUCUUUAUUGUUCUCUCGUUCCCGCUCCUCGUCACCGACUCGCGUGUUUCUGGCGGUCGGCGAGCUGCACUGCAAUAUUAUGGUCGCCACUACCUGCGAUUCCGGCAGGCAUUUAUUUCACGCGCAGGCACUCGACGAUCAUUGUUGACCAGAUAUCGUUCGCAACGUCGGCCUGCGCAGUGCGCACGCACUGCGUCGUCCUUUAAGCCAGCCAACGCUGUUUUUCUGCAUCUUUAUUGCACUCUCGUUUCCGCUCCUCGUCGCCGACUCACGUGUCCCUAGCGGUAGGCGAGCCGCACUACAAUAUUCUAGUCGUCACUACCUGCGGUCUUCGCCAGGCAUUUUUAUUUCUCGUGCAGGGCACUGCAGGCACUCGUCGAUCAUUGUUCAACCAUCUCUCGUUCGCAUCGUCCGGUUCCGCACUAGUGCUACUACGUUGUCGAACGCCGAACGCUCAGUGCUCAUUCUGACGACUGUCUUGUUUUAAACAGCAUCGCCGCCGUCCACUUCUCUCUUGAAAAAAACGCGGGAAACACGCGCACCGCAUCACUUACAAAGACCGUCUGCGAACACGCCACCAUGUCGGAUGAUCAGAAAAUCGCCAUCCCGGUGGACCGUCCGGACGACUGCUCUGCCGUACAGCCGUCAAAGAACGACGCCGCAGCCGCUGCAUGCCCGGUACAGCCGCCCAAGGACAACGCCGAAGCCGCAGCCUGCCCCGUACCGCCGGUGAAUUACGAAACUGAAAUGUCGGAUGUCAUAUUGUUGCCGAAGGAUGAUGACGCCGCUAGUUUCGCACCGCCUCCAAACAUCGACGCACCGGUGACAAACUUUGACAAUGGUCCCGCAUCUCCGCCCAAGGAAGAUGCCAGCCCUGCAUCACCGCCAAAGGAAGACGCCAGCUCUGCAUCACAGUCAAAGGGAGACGCCAGCCCCGCAUUUCCACCCAAGGAAGACGCCGGCCCCGCAUCUCCACCAAAGGAAGACGCCGGCCCCGCACUUCUGCCAAAAGAAGACGCCAGCCCCGCAUUUCCACCCAAGGAAGACGCCGGCCCCGCACCUCCGCCAAAGGAAGACGCCGGCCCCGCACCUACGCCGAUGGAAGAUGACAGUCCCGCGUCUCCGCCAAAGGAAGACGCCGGCCCCGCACCUACGCCGAUGGAAGAUGACAGUCCCGCAUCUCCGCCAAAUGAAGACGCCGGCCCCGCACCUACGCCGAUGGACGACAUUGCCCUCGCAGCCUGCCUAUCACCAUUGCCUUUGAACCAAACCGUCCCAUUGGUGCCAAAUGUCGAGCCGGAAUGUUCUAAGACCAACGAUAUUGAAAACGCUGACGGAGUUGAAGUCAAGCAUGAAAUUAAACAUGAAACAAUUGAUUUGGGCAACGAUACAUAUUUUUAUGAUGAUAAAGACCAGUCUAAAGUUGGUUUUGAUCGUGGACUUGAACCAGAUCGUAUUGUUGGAGCAACCGAAGUAAAUGGACAACUGAUGUUUUUAAUUGCAUGGAAAAAUGCAGAAAUUGCAGAUCUGCUUGAAGCACCUGUGAUUUACAAAAGAUGUCCUCAGUUAGCAAUUCAGUUUUUUGAAGCUCGACUCAGAUAUUGUCCUAAUAAUCAAAGACAAUAAUUUCUUAUUCCUAUGCAUACAUAAAUCUUCCUAAAUUUAAUCAAACAAAACUUCCUGGUUAGUACAAAAUAUAUUAAUUAGCAUUUAAAACUAAGGGAGAAAAACAAAACAUUUUUAUUUAUAUACAUAUUUUUAGUUUUUCAUAAUUUUUUUAUUAUGUAUACAUUAUUUGUAUUCGGGUGUAUUUCAUUUUUAAGAAUUCCUCAUUCUACAAUUUAUAUUUAACUGUUAUGUAGUUUAUUUUUUGUUCAAAAUUUUUAGUUUCAUAAGACAGUUAAUUAUUUUGUGUGAAUCUUAUUAAAAUUGACAAUCAAUUCUAUAUUAUAAAUAUGUACUUUACUGUUGAGUUAUUUGUAGUAAAAAAAUACUACUAUGUAUUGCAAAACUGUCUCAUUCCAAUGUGCCUGUCUAUAACAGACACUUCGAUCUUAAAUUUUUAAUUUGGACAUUCUAUUUUUAUUCACAGGUUUUAUUGUAUAUAAAAGUCAUUUUAAUCACACAAAAUUUUUUAGGCCUUAUUGAUUUACAUAAAAAAAAACAAUAAAAAGAUUAAUGUUUUAUUUUCGAUACAUAUUUAUUAAU